CAGUGUGUCGGUCUCACCCUGCUCUCCACAGUGGUCCGUCUGACGAUGGCCUCCAGCCUCUGCUGGUGGUUGAGGCUCUGCUGGGGUCCCGCCUUCUUCUUCUCUGCUGCCGUCACCUGCGGCACACGCACGCGCAGAAAAGGCUGCGUCCUUGACCAGACGAAGGAUGAAGGCGGGGACCCCCGUCUCACCCCGCUCUCCUACCUGACUGUUGGAGGACGCUCAUAUUGUUCUGGAGAAGACGGCGGCGUGAUGUCGUCACCGCCACCUGGAUCUGCGCUCUCCUGGGACCCGGGCAAUUGAAAGAGCUGCUUCACAACGCCGAGCUCCUGUUUCUGUCGCUUGGCUUUCGGAGCUAAAGGAACAGGAGAGAAGAGUGAGUGGAGCAGCAGGCAGGUGGCGACCCAGGCCUGGGAGCUCACUGGUGCGCUGCUCCUCCAGGAGGUGCUGGAUGUCAGAGAUGUCGUCCUGCCGUCUCCGAGGCUUCUGGGGUUGUGACGUCUCUUCUGCGUGAUGAUUUUAAAAACGAUUCACCGUCAAGUCACUCUGAGUGGGUCAUUCAGUGUCAUAACACGCCACAGCGAGCAACCUUGAACCAUGCAGUGAUGAUUGACAUAGUUCUACUUCACAAGUGCUCGAGCUGACACAAACUGGAUGCUUCUACCGUCGACAGCCGCUGGACACAAGUGUCACGUGUUGGUGGGUUUCACUCAGCAAGUGUGAAGUGUUGAGAGUCUGCGGCCGAGUGACCGGUGCGGCGCAGCACUCACCCUCCAGCUCCGCCAUGGCUUCCAGCUCGUCGGCAUACUGCUCCUCAAAAGUGUCCUCCGUGUGGAAGAGCUCGUCAUAUUCGUCCAUGUUUACCCCGAAACUUGGUCAACACACAGGCCAGUGUUCAUCGAACAUUUGCUCUACUACUCUGUCAACAAAGACUUUCGCGGCAUUUUUCCACUCCCGGUGACGUAGUUCCGGGUAGCUCGCAGUAAUGAAGUCUCUGAUUGGUCACGACUUGCCACGGAAACCGAGGACAGCGCUUGAACUAGCGUCACGUUAUUUGAAUCAUGACAACAGCCACACUCUAGAUAGACUACUAACCUCGCCUCAGCAGCACUUUGUUCAGUGCCUUCUUCAGGACGCAGCUACUUCCGGUACCGGCGACCGCGCUGAGACUCAAGAUGGCGCUGUUCGACAGAUGAAGACGGACUCGCCACCUUUCAAACGAGAACGUGACUUGUGUUGCAGUGUUUCAGUCAACGAAACUAACGGUGCGUGUUAGUGCCGGUUACUGGCCCAGGAACCCGGGGUCAUGUGUGAUGACGUGUGGUGGCUCAGAUCCGGCGCCAGCGCCACACACCAGCCAAGGUUGGGUUGUUGGUUUGCUCAGAAUAUGGUGACGGUUCAGGACCGGGAGCGUGAGCUGGGCUGGACCGACGCUCCCUCUCCCUGCUGUUCUGUCAGGAACCGGGGCUGUGUGUGCCAGGAAGAGAUUGAUGAUGAUGAAGCACAGAGCAUGCACUCACCCGUCGUGAGGACCUCCGCUCCUGGCCAUGGCCCUUCCCCCGGACUCACCUGAGCCCGGUCUCUGGACCAGACUGGAACCCAGCUACAAUCAACCACUUUUACCGACUGUCCAGAGAAAUCAUUGAGGAUAUACACAGUAAAUCAUUGAAAUAAAUGUGGGAAUGCGUCCACUUAUAUUUACUCAAUUAUUUCUGUACGUUUUCCCUUUUUUAUUUGGGAAUCACGGCGCCGCCAUCGUCCAGUUGGAGUGAUGGCAGUCACACCAGGCCAUUAUGGAUCAGCCAGACAUCUGGUCUGUGGGUGGCUUCGCCCGCAAACAUUUUUCCCGUAAGUACUGACAUAUGGAGUCUUCACUUGAAUGAACGGAAAAGCUUGUGUUUACGCAUAGCAUGAGACGACUGUUUUUUAAUCAUGUGGAGUCACCAGGAAGAGGUUCGAGUGAAAGCUCAAGUUCAGGAGCACAGCUCGAGUUCGGACACGUGUCGGACCAGGAAUGAGACGGAGCCCGCGCUCCGCACGCCGGCAGACGAGGGCGGUUGCCAGGGUUUGGACGAGCAAAGACGAAGAAGAACUCGAGCAGUAGCCAUGACUGAGGAAGCGUUGGUUUCCUCUCAAGUCUGCUAUCGAAAAAUCUCAGCGUUACUUGCACAAAGCAAUCAGCGUUUCAAGAGUGAAGAACACAAACACCAGACAGAUACAAUUCCACGGUCAGUAGCAAGUGAUGCUAAAAUAAGUCAUCUUUUUGAAGGUGAUGUUGACGAGGGCGGAGCCUGACGGAGGUUUGGAUGGGGGCGGAGUCUGAGAGGUAAAGGUGUGUGUGAGCUGCUGAUCUGUGCCGCAGGGUCGAGAUGGAGGGGGUCAGAAAGAGCCUGGAGAGAGCUGGAUCUGGAGGUGGGCCAUGUUUGUUUACGUCCGCCGGGACUGCACUUCUGGCUUCCCUCUAUUCUACACUUCCAUCAUGGGCAUUUGGACAUUUAGGAUUCAGGGUCCUUCACGUCUGAAUCGUGACCCUUGGUGUCAGUAUUUGUGGGCAAAUGUGAGCGUUUGGCACAUGACUCCAUCCUCAACAAAGAGUCGCCCCCCCCACCCUCCACAGUCACAUGACAACCCCUCAACGUAAAACACUCAGUGGAACAAUACAAUGAAAACAAAUCUGUGACUGGCCUCAAGUUCUUCCAAGAAAUCGAGCUACCACAGCGGUGUCUGAGUUUAUAUUCCUCAACGGUGCCAUCGUCCUAUCCAGGCUCACGCUCACAGACGAACCUGGGGGAGGGCGCCCCCUGGCUGCUGGAGGCAUCGAGCAGGCUAGCACUAGCCGCUGUUAGCUGCCAUGUAUAUGCGUCAAUACAAAUACAAGCGGAAUACACACAAUGUCACAGGAGCUGGACUCAGGGUUGACAUCCGGAGCAGCCAUCUUGGAUUCUCCCACCUUGUUCUUUAUUGUGAAGAACGCAGACGUACAGAAAGGAUCCAGCCCAUCACGGUAGUCCGGUUCCAGGAGAAUGGGCCAUGUGAAAGAUCAAAGACACAUGAGCUGAAAUAGAAAUAUAUAUAUAUGUCGUAUGUGAAGGGAAGAGUUCAGACGAAGAGCAGCGCCUUUUGUUUGGUGGAAUGUUGAUGGUGGAGUUUCAGUUCCAGGUUCCACGAUGACGUGGAAGUGCACCAAACCCUGUCGCAGCGAAACAGGAAGGUUGGAUUCUCUCAGUCUUUGUGAGAAAGGCGCAAGCCUUGGUUUGUUUGACUGAAACGCGAGGACAGCUCCAGAGAAAGCAAUGAAACUCUCCCCACCAGGGGGCGCCCUCACACAGCUGGGGCUGAGGCUCUGCUCCGAGUCUCUGCCGGGUGACUGAUGUGCUUGAUGAUGUCACAAACAUCAUCAUCAAAACAGACAAAAAUGUCAAAACCGCUGACUUCCUGUUUCCUCCGCACCCCCAUUCUGUCACAUCAACAAGCAGCUUUGCAUUUGUUGUGCCUUGUUUGGCUGCCACCCCAUGUUUGGAAUCAUUGAGUAAAAAAGCCACUUCCUUCAUCUAAGUUCUGCUUCUGGCCCCCCUUCUCUCUGUUGUUUUUCUUUUCCCACCCUGAGCAGCAGGAGGUAAUGAGCCGGGCCGGCCCAGCUUUGGUUAGUCUUCACACACUAAUGAUGCUGACUGACCCUGUGUGUGUGUGUGUGUGUGUGUGUGUGUGGACUCUGGCCCACAUCAGCUGUGCAUACACUCAUCAGCGGUGUGUGUGUGUGCAGCACAUUAGCGUGAGCUGUCUAAUGGUCAGUGCGGCGGCAGGAUCUUCUCACCUUCGCAGGGCUCCCACCGCGCUGCACUACAUGCUGUCGGUGUCUGCCUCAGCCCCAGGUCGCCAUGUCCAACGCCACCGGAAGCUUCUACGACGUCCCUCGCUCCUUCAGCAUCUCUGACAUCAUCGUCAUCGCCACCUACUUUCUCCUCAACCUGGCCGUGGGGAUCUGGUCCUCCUGCAGGGUCAGCAGGAACACGCUGAGCGGCUACUUCCUGGCGGGACGGGACAUGGCCUGGUGGCCGAUCGGAGCGUCUCUGUUCGCCAGUUCUGAAGGCUCGGGUCUGUUCAUCGGCCUGGCUGGAAGCGGCGCUGCCAGUGGCGUCGCCGUCGCUGGAUUUGAGUGGAACGCCACCUACGUCCUGCUGGCGCUGGCCUGGGUGUUCGUGCCAGUCUACAUCUCCUCCGGGAUCGUGACCAUGCCCGAGUACCUGGGCCGGCGCUUCGGAGGCGAGCGGAUCAGGAGCUACCUGACUGUGCUGUCGCUGCUGCUCUCCGUCUUCACCAAGAUAUCGACUGACCUGUACUCUGGAGCCCUGUUCGUCCAGGUGUGUCUGGGAUGGAACCUCUACCUGUCCACCGUGCUCAUGCUGGUGGUCACUGCCCUCUACACCAUCGCUGGUGGACUGGCGGCCGUCAUCUACACCGACACGCUGCAGACGUUCAUCAUGGUCAUCGGAGCCAUCAUUCUCACCAUCACCGCCUUCAACAAGAUCGGCGGCUACAGUAACCUGGAGCGGAUCUACAGCCUGGCCGUGCCCAGCAAGAUCAUCCCCAACAGCAGCUGCCACCUCCCCCGCCAGGACGCCAUGCACCUGUUCCGGGACGCCGCCACCGGAGACCUGCCGUGGCCCGGCAUGACUCUGGGCCUGACCAUCAUCGCCACCUGGUACUGGUGCACCGACCAGGUGAUCGUCCAGCGCUCGCUCUCCGCUAAGAACAUGAGUCACGUGAAGGGAGCUUCGCUGCUGGCUGCUUAUCUGAAGAUGCUGCCCUUCAUCUUCAUCAUCCUCCCUGGCAUGAUCAGCCGAGCGCUCUACCCAGACUCGGUGGGCUGCGUGGACCCGCAGGAGUGCGUGCGAGUGUGCGGCGCCGAGGUUGGCUGCUCCAACAUCGCCUUCCCCAAACUGGUCAUCGAGCUGAUGCCCAGCGGCCUGCGCGGGCUCAUGAUCGCCGUCAUGAUGGCGGCGCUGAUGUCGUCGCUGACCUCCAUCUUCAACAGCAGCUCCACGCUCUUCACCAUGGACAUCUGGAAGAAGCAGCGGCCGCGGGCCUCCGAGAGGGAGCUGCUGCUGGUGGGCCGGAUCGUGACGGUCAUCCUGGUGGUGGUCAGCGUGGUCUGGAUCCCCAUCCUGCAGUCGGCCAACAGCGGCCAGCUCUACGUCUACAUCCAGUCGGUCACCAGCUGCCUGGCGCCGCCGGUGACCGCCGUCUUCUCCCUGGCCGUCUUCUGGAAGAGGACCAACGAGCAGGGGGCGUUCUGGGGCCUGAUGGUGGGCCUGGUGGUGGGCGUGUGCCGGAUGGUUCUGGAGUUCGCCUUCCCUCCUCCGCGCUGCGGCGUGCUGGACUCGGCGCCGGCCGUGCUGCGGGGCAUCCACUACCUGCACUUCGCCAUCCUGCUGUGCGGCCUGACGGCCGUGGUGGUGGCAGUGGUGUCGCUGCUCACCCCCCCUCCCCCACCUGAGCAGGUGCGAAACCUGACCUGGUGGACUCUGACUGAGGAGCCUCAGAGAGACAUUCCUCUGCAGAAGGUUUCGUCCAUCAGCCAUCGCUGCUCCAACCACGAUGCGGCCCCAGCGAGGGGGGCCUCCUGCGGCUGGCAGACGGGGCUGUGCGCGGCAGCGGGUCAGAGUUCAGACGAGGCCCCGCCCCCUCGCCACGCCAGCCUGCAGGAGAGCGUGUUCUGGUCCCGGUUCUGCUGCGUCAACGCGCUCCUGCUGGUCAGCGUCAACAUCUUCCUCUACGCCUACUUCGCCUGACCCCGCGCCCCUCACCGGACCAGGACCUCCUCCUCUUCUGCGCAGCUUUCCUCUCCUCUGUGCAUCUCUGUGACUUUGCAGCCCCAAAUAAAAGCCUGGGAUCAGUGGAUCCACUGAGACGUCCUCG
Synchiropus splendidus (mandarinfish) is the source of this 5919-nucleotide messenger RNA. RefSeq names its product solute carrier family 5 member 10 (gene slc5a10). The transcript has 18 exons. The record is from RefSeq and is a predicted model, not a curated record. Gene Ontology annotation, biological process: transmembrane transport. Gene Ontology annotation, cellular component: plasma membrane. Gene Ontology annotation, molecular function: D-glucose:sodium symporter activity. Bases 3879 to 5792 code for a protein of 637 amino acids. NCBI's taxonomy places the organism in Eukaryota, Metazoa, Chordata, Actinopteri, Syngnathiformes, Callionymidae.